This is a messenger RNA of Caenorhabditis briggsae, 2775 nucleotides long. The record is from RefSeq and is a predicted model, not a curated record. Bases 1 to 2775 code for a protein of 924 amino acids. Lineage: Eukaryota; Metazoa; Nematoda; Chromadorea; Rhabditida; Rhabditidae. The transcript is spliced from 7 exons.
AUGCAACAGCAAUUGUACCCGGUGGAUUGCUAUGGGCGACCAAUCGUCCCAAUAAUCGUUGCACCGCAGCCAGUUCCAUAUCAGCUGCCUCAAACGGGAAAAUUUCAACCAGCUCAAAACCCGGCACAAUACUACCCUCCGGAGUUUGGAGGAUAUGCGCCCAAUGAGAAUGCACAACAACCCAACUUCUAUCCAGCUCCAGGGCCGAUGGUUCCUCUUCAAGUCAACACUCCACAGUAUUCCAGCGUCCCACUAGCACACUCACACUCUUCCGGAAGAUCCUCAUCACAUUCGGAGCCGGUGAAUGUCGGAGGGACCAAUCAGCCGUACUAUCACGAAUACCAACCCAUCUAUCAGUCAGAUGGUGGAUAUAAUGGAGCGCCCCAUGUCAACAAUUUCUCGUCCCAAACCGUACCAGCGACAGGAUUCUCGAACCAAGGCCCAAUUGAACAACAGGGACCACCAGUUAACAACACAUUCACAGCUCAAUACCAACCCAUCUAUCAGUCAGAUGGCGGAUAUAAUGGAGCUCUUUAUGCCAACAAUUUCUCUUCUCAAACCGUACCAGCGGCUGGAUUCUCGAACCAUGUUCCGAUCCACCAGGGUCCACCAGUUAACAACACAUUCCCAGCCCAACGCGAACCCGUUUACCAGUCAAAUGGUGGUGGAUAUUAUGGAGGGUCGUAUGCCAACAACUCAUCUCAAGCCGUUCAAUCGACAGGAUCUUCAUACCACGUUCCCAUCGAACAUCAGUUUAAAACAAAAAUGAAUGAAGCGUUGGAGCGAUUGAACUGGAAAAAGGAUAAUACGCAAAAUUUGCCAACUGGAGACGAUUCAAAAGUCGAAACCGAGCAGAUCGAUGCUGGUUUGGGCUCUGAUGUUGAGGCAGAAGAGCCUGUGGAUUCUCAAGCAGAUGCACCAAAAGCCGCAGGAACCGCUUCUAAGAAGUCCCGUCGAGUGAUUGUUGUUUCUGCAAAAUACAAGUUCGGCGCGAGAAACGUCAUGAGAAAGUCUUCUCGUCGAAUUCAAGCCAAAACUACCCAGAAGUCGAGAGAUGAGGAUGUGGAGGAGAUGGGAGACGCAGAGGAUGACGAGGAUAAAGAAAACAUCAUCCAGAACAAUGACUGUCCGUCUGUUGAGUCCAUUUCAAUCCCUGAAGUUGCUGACGUUCCAACAGUUGCCAAAGCUUUGGAUCGCGUAGCUCUGGACGAUGGAAAUGUCAAUGUUGUCGCCGAACCCGAAGUCGAGGAGUUGAUCCAUCAAAAUGAAUACCAGUCAUUGCCAAAUGGAUAUGUCGCCAACUCCAAACUUUCUGAAAAUAAGAUGCCAGCGAAGGGAGAUUCAGCUCCUCCUGAAAAUGAGAGCCAGCCAUUGCCAAGUGAGACUGACGUCAACUCGAAACUUUCCAGUUCUGAAACGAAGAUGCCAACGGAGCAACAAUCCAUUUCUCCUGAAAAGCGCUCUGAUAUCCACGACAAGGAAUCAGAGGUAACACCAGCUCCAGUAACCAAGGUGGUUGAUUACUCCAAAUGGGUGAAUCGCAACCAAAUCUAUAAAAAAUGGAUCCAAGAGAGUCAAGAAGAGGAUCAGGAUUCAGAAGACGAAAUUGCUGAGUCAGAAGCCGAAGAGAAAGUUGUUCAGUACGAUGUGCUGGCUCCAGCCGAAGAACUCCCUCAUGUCGCUCUCAAGACAACUGUACAGAGAAAGCCAAGCAAUCCAGGCCAUCAGAAAGCAUUUGCGUCGUCACAAGCUGCAAAACCACGAGAGUCGAAGAAGAAGCAGAAAAAGCAAAAGGCGAGCAAGAGUCAAGAUCAACAGAGCACGAGCAAAGUGCAGCAACAAGAACUGGAUAUCGGGGAGAAAGUCGAGGAGGACUGGUUUGAGCUAGAAAAGAAAGAUUAUGACGAGAUGAAAAAGAUUAUCAAUGAAUACGGGCGUUAUAUUCACAGCUUCAGAAUUAUCGCCUGGGCAUUCAAAAAAGAACGACCAGCGGUACAUUCGUUUCAAAGCAAUAUCAUCGAAUUCUACAGAAAGCGAUUAGAUUAUGCCUUGGACACUGAUCGAAAAUACCUGGAAACAGACAAAUACGCGGAGUUGCGAGCCAAAGUCUAUGCAGCCAAGAAAAAUCCACGUGGCAUCAAGAUGUAUCAUUUUCUGCGAAUCAUCAAAUCAAGCCCAUUGCCGGCAUUUGAUGCGGACUUGCUUUACCUUUACGAUUCGCCGAAACCUGCACCUGUGCAUGUUAUCAGUGAUUUGGAGGAAGGCUACUUCGACAUGGUUCUCUCUUUUCGAUCCUGGAAGCCAGAGCUACCAGGGACGGCAGUGUCAGUACCAGACUUGAAAACUCUUCCAUACAAGCUUCACGAUACCCAUCUUCGGCGAUUGGCUUACCACAUCAACUUCCAAAGCUAUGUGAGAUACCAGCCCAGUGUGUCUGCAGAAGAGCGACAUGAAAUGGGACGGCGAGAGAAGUUCGUCACGGAUGCUUACUUUGAGGAGCGUCAACAUGGCCUCAACGACACUUGGGUCGCUGGGGACACAAUGAAAUUCCUGAUCAGUCGUGUGAAACAUCUCGAAAAAACGGAUAUGCCGAUAAGCAACAAGCUCAUCGACUUCUACAAGUUUUUGAUUUGUAUUUCCUCGAGCAUUAUUCACUUCGACGCAUAUUGGUUCAACGAGAGCUUAAAAUUAGAGAACACGGAUGACAAGUACUGUUUCCAUGAUGAUUUGAUGUUCAUUGAAUACUUAUUCGGAUGUGUUAAUAUUGAAAUGUGA